CAGUGCACCGCCAUUUCCUCUCUUUUAUGGUCUUUUUUUUAUAAAUGUUUUCCUUUGUUUCACACCAAAACUAAAGUCAACGCCGUCCUUUCUGCCUGUGUUUCAUUGUUUCUUUUUUCUUUUCCCAUUUUGCGUAUAAGAAAACAAAAUCGAACACAGCUGAGGUUUUUAUUUUGAAUUUGAAAGCUUUCGUUGAUGGCUGAGGAUUGGGAUCUUUAUGCGGUGGUGCGGAGUUGUACGUCGGUGGCUAACACCACCAGAGCUGUCGAAAAUAAUAAUAAUGAGAAUUGCAGUAGUUCCUUUGAGGACCCUUUGGCUUGCUUAGCGUCGUUGACGUUUGAGGAAGACGAUGACCCGUUUCCAUUUCCCAACCUUUCACAGCUCGCGGAAACCGGUCAUCUUCAAGAUUCUUAUAAACCUUUUUUGCCAAACGCCGACCCCAUCGCCGCCGCCGCCGCCAUAGAUCCCUGCUCGUCAAGUUCACACCACGGAGGAUCUAGCAGCCAACUUCAUCAGCACCAAAGGCUACAACACCAGCAAGAACAACCCGCCGCCACCGGGAUUGGCUCCCCGUUGACUCCCACCUCCGCUCCUCUUUUCACUUUCGCCGGAUUCGGAAAUCAGAAACAAGUACAACCCCAAUCCCACCAGCAGCAGCAGACACGAGCUCAGCCUCCGGUUCAGACCCCAAGAUCAAGAAAGAGGAAGAACCAGCAAAAAAGAACAGUAUGUCAUGUAACAGCAGAUAAAUUGUCGUCAGAUCCGUGGGCAUGGCGUAAAUAUGGGCAAAAGCCCAUCAAAGGCUCUCCUUAUCCAAGAAACUAUUACAGGUGCAGCAGCUCAAAAGGUUGUUCAGCUAGAAAACAAGUGGAGCGUAGUAAUUUAGAUUCCGAUAUCUUUAUAAUCACCUACACCGGCGAACACACUCACCCUAAACCCACUCACCGGAAUUCCCUCGCCGGCAGUACUCGUAACAAGCUUUCCACCGUUCAAAAACCCACCACAACCAAAGAUUCCGCCGCCGAAACCAUCCCUACCACCUCCACUGUUUCUUGCUCCUCUCCUCGCUCCGCCACGAGUCUCUCCCCUAUCUCUCCCACGACAACGCUUUCGGCACCCGAAGACACCGCCGCCGCCGUCCACAAAACCGGUGAUAAUGGAGGUGAAGAAGAAAGCGUUUACAUGGAUGUAGAAAGCGAUGAAGACGACGAUGAUCUUCUUAUCCCCAACGUACAUGUCGAUGAAGAUUUAUUCAAGGGAUUGGAAGAACUGGUUGGAAGUGGUAGUAAUGGAGUAGGAAUAGUCCCGACCUUUGGUGAUAACUUCUCGUCUUGGAGUACCGGUAACUCCGCUGCCGCCGGAGCCGCCGCUAGUGGUGGCUGUUAGAUAUUGAUUUUCAUUUUUAAUUAUUGUCGUCAUUUUUUUUUCGGUUUGGGUACAAAGAAAUUAAAAAUACUUCGAUUUUAAUUUUUUUUUCCUUUUUGUUAUUUCUCCCCAGGGAGAUAAAUAUGUAUGAUAAAGUGCAUAUAACAUCACAAAAUUUAUUCUAAA
Molecule: messenger RNA, 1551 nt
Organism: Gossypium raimondii (Peruvian cotton)
Lineage: Eukaryota; Viridiplantae; Streptophyta; Magnoliopsida; Malvales; Malvaceae
Product: probable WRKY transcription factor 27
Exons: 3
Coding region: 196-1386 (396 amino acids)
Biological process (GO): regulation of DNA-templated transcription
Cellular component (GO): nucleus
Molecular function (GO): DNA-binding transcription factor activity; transcription cis-regulatory region binding
Source: RefSeq, a predicted model, not a curated record